Messenger RNA from Callorhinchus milii (elephant shark), 4225 nucleotides. Its product is annotated as PH domain leucine-rich repeat-containing protein phosphatase 2. Gene Ontology annotation, molecular function: protein binding. The record is from RefSeq and is a predicted model, not a curated record. NCBI's taxonomy places the organism in Eukaryota, Metazoa, Chordata, Chondrichthyes, Chimaeriformes, Callorhinchidae. The transcript is spliced from 19 exons. Bases 99 to 4100 code for a protein of 1333 amino acids.
UGGUGGAGCCGCUGUCGCCUCAGCCUCAGCCGAGCCCCGCGUGCGGCUCGAGCUCGGCAACGGCUGUUGGCAAAGGAGUGCGUGUGUUAAAGAGAAAUAUGAAACGAAAUGCCAGCAGGAGCUGCCUAGGAAGGAAGAGUAGUCUGGGCUUACGAGAGAGGGAAUGGCUGAAAGGGGAUGUACGAAGGGGGUGUUUAUAUAUUCACGGAAAGGAGAUGAUGUCUUCAGCCUCCACUUCUUCAUCGACUGUAUCAUUGUCAUCUUCAUCAUGUUCUAACUCAUCUUCUGGGCCAGACCUGCAACUGGUACUCUGCAGCACUGAAACCACUGCUGCAGAGCUGUGCACUCAGGAUGGGGACAAUGUCUACCUGCAACUUCAUGGAGAUCUGAUCAGAAGAAUGGAUCCUGAUGAAAGGCCUCUGCAAAUCCUUUAUGAUUACCUGUCUGGAUUAGGAUUCCAGGAUCCAGUACGAAUACAAGAGGAAGCAGCCGUGGCUGACUUGAGCUGCAUGAUUAGACUUUAUCAUGGGAAACCAAGUAGCGUAGAACAACUAGAUCGGAUUCAUCUUUCUGGUGUGUUUAGUGUUCGGAAAGGCAAAACCCAGCUACACAAAUGGUCAGAACGGCAGGUCAUUCUCUGUGGGACCUGCCUCAUUGUGUCUUCAGUGAAGGAAUGCCAGAUGGGAAAAAUGCAUGUGCUUCCUCUUACUGGAGGCAAGGUGGAUGAAGUAAAACGACGACAGCACUGCCUCAUGUUCAGCUCUGCCGGGCCACAGGGACAAACUUAUUAUGUCGCGUUUGAUACAUAUCCGGAGUACCUACGGUGGCUCAGACAAGCUUCCAAGGUGGUCUCUCAGCGAAUCGGCACAGUUGAUCUAUCAUGCUUCAGCCUUGAGGAACUUCCUGAAUAUCUCUUCUUUAGCCAAGAUAUCACAAAUCUUAACCUUCGGCAGAAUUUUAUACAAACAGAUAUUGCACUCAGCAGCCUAAACAGAUUUACUCAGCUCAAGAGCCUGAAUCUGUCAAAUAAUAAACUGCUAAAAUUUCCCGUUUCCUUGUGUGAAAUGUUCACUCUGAGUGAACUCAACCUAUCAUGCAACAGGAUACACAACAUUCCUGUGGAGAUUGGAAACUUGCAGAACCUUCAAACGUUCAUUUUGGAUGGGAAUUGCCUUCAGAACUUGCCUUCUGAACUGGGAAAUUUGCAGCAGCUCACACACCUUGGCUUGUCCUUCAAUGAUUUCACAGCAAUCCCAGCCGUCUGCGUCACACUUGUAGCCAUGGAGAAGAUUAGUAUGGCUGGAAACCGCUUACAGAUAUUGGCAUUGGAAACGCUGGGAGAAAUGACACAAAUCAAACACCUGGACCUAAGGCUGAAUUCGAUUUGUUCAGUAGUGAUGGAGAACCUAGAGGCAAUCAAUCACGUAACUUGCCUGGAUCUGCGAGAUAAUCUGUUGACUGAGCUCGAUUUAAGUGUAGUUGGAGGUAUUGAACAACUGCACUGUGAACGCAACAAUCUGACCACCCUCACAUUAAGUGGUUUCUCUCUGAGGGCACUGUAUGCUGGCUCCAACCAAUUGACAACACUAAGUGUCUACCCACUUCCUGGUCAGCUGGUCCACCUUGAUCUCUCAAGGAACAGACUGGAAUCUGUACCUGAUUGGGUCUGUGAUACCAAGAAACUAGAGCUGCUGGAUGUUAGUCAUAACCUGAUUACAGAAUUACCUAUGAGGUUAUUCUCUAGCUUGAGCCUACAAAAGCUGUUUGUUGGACACAAUCAUCUUCAGAGUCUCCCCAACCAAGUGGAACACACCCCUCUGGAUGUUUUUGAUGUGCAACACAACCAACUAGCAGAGCUCCCAGAAUGCUUGUUCCUGAAGGCCUUGAACCUAAGAAUUCUUAAUGUGUCUGCAAACAAUCUGGAAUCGUUACCUCCCAGCAGUGAUACUGAGGAGAGUCUUAGCGUGCUUCAGGAACUUUAUUUAACGGGGAACAACCUGACUGAUAAGUGCGUUCCAAUGUUGACUGGACACCCACGCCUUCGAGUGCUUCACAUGGCUUACAACCAGCUACAGUCAUUUCCAGCUAGCAAGCUGACAAAGUUGGAGCUAUUAGAGGAGCUGAAUUUAAGCGGGAACAAACUGAAGGCCGUUCCUACCACUAUCACCAGCUGCAAGAGGCUGCAUACCCUCGUCGUCCACUCCAACAGCAUCACUGUCUUCCCUGAGAUCUUGCACUUACCCGAGAUUAAGCUGGUUGACCUCAGUUGUAAUGAGCUUACAGAGAUCUUGAUGCCUGAGACGCUCCCAUCCACCCUUCAGGAACUGGACUUGACUGGUAACACAAACCUGGUCCUUGACCACAAGACCCUAGAAAUAUUCAGUCAUAUUGCCACUUUGAAAAUUGAUCAGAAACCACCAGUUCUGACAAAUGAUUCCAUGGGAGGUCCUACGCUUUGGAGUCAUGGCUACGCUGAAAUGGCAGGACACAGGAACAAACUCUGCCUCUCAGUGCUUGCCCUAGACAGCUUUGGAGAUAACUUGGAAGCCUUGUAUGGUGUAUUUGACGGAGAAAGGAAUAUGGAGAUCCCACGUUUGUUGCAAUGCACUGUGGGAGAUGUGCUGGCAGAGGAAUUGCAGCAAUCCAACACGGACAAUGUUUAUAUGACCCACACGUUCCUCGUGUCUCACAGAAAACUGGGGAUGGUGGGACAGAAGUUAGGCUCCUCAUCGGUGCUUUGUCACAUUCGACAUGAUCCCAGUGACCAUAACAGCAACUUCACCCUCACUCUGGCCAAUGUGGGCAGUUGUCAAGUGGUGGUGUGUCGCGAUGGGCAGCCAUUGCUGCUCUCAAAAGUGUUCAGUCUUGAGCAGUGUGAUGAGGAGCUGGAAAGAGUGAAACAACAAAAAGCUAUUAUAACUGAGGACAACAAAGUGAAUGGUGUGACUUGUUUUACACGUCUGUUGGGCUGCACCUACCUGUUCCCGUGGGUCCUUCCAAAACCCAAUGUUCACACAAUAUCACUUACUGCUCAGGAUGAAUUCUUCAUCUUAGGCAACAGGACACUCUGGGAAAAUGUGUCGUAUGCUGAGGCGAUAGAAGCUGUUCAGAAUGUGCCUGAUCCUCUCGCAGCAGCCAAGAAACUUUGCACGCUUGCCCAGAGCUACGGUUGCCACGACAACGUUGGGGUUGUGGUGGUGAAUUUGAGUAUUGGAGAGGACAGCUGCACAUGCGAAGUCCAUGGAGUUCCGAUGCCAAGUCCAGGCAUGUAUGCUCCACCUGUUAACAUGUUAGUAAAAGAGAGCGCGCAGUUUCCGGUUACCCCAUCAUCUAGUAGCGGUAUAGCAUCUGAAUUCAACAGUGAGAUGUCUGCUUCAGAAGUCAGCAGUGAGGUGGGAUCUACAGCUUCAGACGAGCAGCCGGCCACAAGCCUGGAGGCUGGUGCGGUCCCUCGCUCUGAACGCCGCUGCAGUCUGCACCCGAGCACUUCGACCAGUGUCUUUCAGCGGCAGCUUUCUAGCGCUACAUUUUCCAGUAACCACUCUGACAAUGGCCUUGACAGUGAUGAUGAUCGACCGGUUGAAGGAGUCAUUUCUAAUGGCAGCAAACUAGAAGUCGAAGCGGACAUUCACUGUUUCCAAUUCAGAGUUCCUGGGAUUUCCUCCCCUUCACAAGUUGGUGACGAAGGGCUGUUUGUUAGUAUGUCUGAGGAUGACAGUCCAGGAGCCUACUUAAAGGUACAGAGGCAAAAUGGUGUAAACGCUGGGUCACCGUUAACAGUUAAUAAAGAAGGAAAUGAUCUGAAGAAAUCUCCGUCUGCCUUGAACCUACAGGGCAAGAAGUUUUCAAAUGGGUCUGUGGUCCCUCUUGAGAAAAGCCACAAUAUUAUUGAAGUGGCCACAGAGGCACCAAAGAAAAAGUGUGGGUAUUUUGCAGCACCUGCACAGCCAGACCCAGAGGAUCAAUUAAUUGUGCCACCAGACUUAGAAGAGGAUGUAAAGGAGCAAAUGAAGCAACAUCAGGAUCCAGUUUCGGAGGCUGAAUCUGAAAGAGACAGUAGCAGAUGUGCCCAACAGGAAGUUUAUGACACAGCACUGUAGCACUUCUUUAUCUUCUGCAUCAAUGGAUUAUUUACUCUUCAUUCAUAGACAAGAUACGAGCUAGGAUAUUAUUGUAUUGGAUAUCUCUUGUACAAAAGUCAAAAUAUUUAAGUUGUACAUGAUAU